Ostrea edulis (European flat oyster) is the source of this 1771-nucleotide messenger RNA. Its product is annotated as zinc finger protein sens-like. Gene Ontology annotation, biological process: regulation of transcription by RNA polymerase II. Gene Ontology annotation, molecular function: DNA-binding transcription factor activity, RNA polymerase II-specific; RNA polymerase II cis-regulatory region sequence-specific DNA binding. NCBI's taxonomy places the organism in Eukaryota, Metazoa, Mollusca, Bivalvia, Ostreida, Ostreidae. The record is from RefSeq and is a predicted model, not a curated record. The coding region runs from base 129 to 950 and encodes 273 amino acids. The transcript is spliced from 4 exons.
AUACGGUUCUACAUUGAUUUGGAACCUUAAUGCAAGGUUGCGCUUCACACUUCACCAAAGAUACUCUGUUUUAGAAACGUUCAGUGUUUAGAUUCCAAACAAGUUUUUAGCUGAUUUCUUGAAGAAAUAUGCCGAAAUCUUUCAUGGUGAAAAAUUCUAGGAGAUGGAACCCGACAAGAAGUCCAGAAAGUGUAAAAGAGGUAGAAGAUACCUCCAGCAUCGGUGAAGAUAUUAGACAGAGCUCUAUACCGGAAGAUAAAGACUUUGAUGAAGAAUCGAAAGACUUGACUUUCCAGGCUCUUUUCCAUCACUACUUAUCUGCUCUAGAAAGAAGACAUCGCCAGAUUGAUUACAGAUCUUGCUCGGAUAUGCUUCAUUCAAUUCCCAAACAAUUGUUUUUGUUUGAAUCGGAGGGGCGACUUACAGACGUUGGUAACUGCUUUCGAUGUCACUUGCUCACACCAUUCCUUGAAAUACAUUCCCAGAAUUCCAUUUCUCAACCAGUAUUAGACGUAGACGAGGAUUCGUCCCACUCGUCAUCAAACUGGGCGGAGCGACAGUUGCUAUUUGAUACAACUUUACAGGAUACAUGUAUGUCUGAUUUUCACAGGACAUUCCGUUGCCCGGAGUGCGGAAAGGCUUUCAAACGAUCGUCAACUCUCAACACACACAUGCUGAUUCAUAGUGAUACAAGACCAUAUCCAUGUCAAUACUGUGGGAAAAGAUUUCACCAAAAGUCUGAUAUGAAAAAGCAUACGUUUAUUCAUACAGGUGAGAAACCUCACAAGUGUAACGUAUGUGGAAAAGCCUUCAGCCAGUCCUCUAACCUUAUCACACACAGUCGUAAACAUACCGGAUUCAAGCCAUUUAAGUGCGACAAGUGCAGUCGAAAUUUUCAGCGAAAGGUUGACCUUCGUCGCCACCUAGAAACCAACCAUAAGACUGACUGAACUUUCACACUGUAAGGAUCUAGAGAGCGUCCGUAACUUUGCUUAGAAUGAUAAGCUAUAACACGGAUUGCUACGAAUUGUGCAAACUACGAUUAGGUAAUUCCUACGCCAUCAAGACACUCCGCGAUAAACUAGCUCCCAUCAAUUAAUUGGGAUAAGACAGAAAAUAGUUUUCCGUGUUUUUGAUUAAUGAUUGGUAAUAAUCAGUACAUGUGAAAAAAAAAUCAAUUUAGCCUUUAGAUUUAGUCUGACAUUUAUAUAUCAUCAAUAAUUUUAUUUGUUACUGUUUUAGAGAGCAAGAGAACACGUAGUUCUGUAUACUCAACUGUAUGGUUAUAGUAAAUAUUAUGAUAUUAACAUCACUAUGUGUACUUUCAAUCGAAAUAAUUCGAUUUAAAUUCGUUUUAUGGAUGUGUCUGUCAAAUCACUAUUUUACAACGCAGCACUUGAUACAUGUACAUUUGUUUAGGGGUUUCAUCAGGGUUUUUGCGUCAAACUUUCCAACAACCGUAACAAAAAAUUCUUCAUAAAAGAACGCUAAAGACUGAAUCAAGUAAUUCAAAUAAAAAUUUCAAUAAAAUAUAUCAAAAGUUUUGGUAUACAUGUACACUAUAAAUGUCAAAAGAUAGAAAAUAUUCUACCUUUCGACAAUAUCGAGCAAAGAGAUACAUGUAUACCAUAUUCAAAUUGGAAUUUUUGAUCACUAGCAUGUUUGACAAUAAUAGAGUUUAUACAAAAUGCAUGUCAUUGUUUUAACCGUUAUCUAACCUGUUUAAAAGAAGCAAAUAAACAAGCAUUCACAGCAAUGACCUCAUAUUGAU